Harpegnathos saltator (Jerdon's jumping ant) is the source of this 362-nucleotide messenger RNA. RefSeq lists its product as hypothetical. The coding region runs from base 127 to 333 and encodes 68 amino acids. The record is from RefSeq and is a predicted model, not a curated record. The transcript is spliced from 2 exons. NCBI's taxonomy places the organism in Eukaryota, Metazoa, Arthropoda, Insecta, Hymenoptera, Formicidae.
GAGCGAUAGCUGACGAGAUUCAUAACGUUUCGAUCACAGCGAAGAGAGAACACCUACUGUCGCCUACUCGAAUUCGGUGAACGCGUUUCCUGAACGUUCGUGCGCUUUGUAGAAUACUGAUCAACAAUGGCAAAAUUUUUGGCACUUCUUUUCGUCGCGCUUGUCGCACUGGCUUUAGUGGAAGCUUGCGCACCUCCUGGUAUGAUGUGCUCAUCAGACAGCGAUUGUUGCGGUACUUUUGUCUGCAAUCCAUGGGCUGGCCGUUGCACAGGAGCGAAAUGGAACGGGCCCUAUGGCAAUGACAACGGCAACGGUAACGGAAGACCAUGGUAACUGCAAUGGCAGGGAGCCGGUGACAACAA